UUAUAAAUGACUUUCAGUGCUUAGGUAAAUUAACAUGUCUCUAGCUACUUGUAGAGCUUCUCUGUUGUAUAUCAACAUAUGAAGCCUAUGUUUGUUUGACCUUGAUCCAGAACUUGAUAUUUAGCUUAAAGAAGCAUUCUUUUCAAUUUUUUCUUACAUCUAAACUUUAGAUAACAUGGGGCUCCACCUAUAUAUGAACAUAAUUACAAAAUAUUAAUUUUUAACUUAGAUGUCAAGAAAAACAACCUAGUACUUUGCACCGGCUCACUGAAAUUGCUUUUCAAAGAUUUCCACCCAUUUCUGACUAUACCUUCAUCUGUAUUUCAGUUGGUGGUGGACGACCAGCUUUGCAAAGGGUCAGUUAACCAAGAUUUGCCAAUGGUGACCUCCCAUUAGACUCAAGUGAAGAUGGGAUACUGCUACUUCUCAGCUGCAGCUACUUACUACGACCCUGAGCUCUCGGAUGCCCGCAUCUCGUGGGCCAAGCACAGCCUUCUCACCUCUCUCAUUGAUGACUUCUAUGACAUCUUUGGGACCGCAGAGGAGCACCUUAACCUCCUGGAGCUCUUUGAGAGGUGGGAUGUGAAUGGCCCCAGGGCAGAGUUUUGUACAGAGGAAGUGAAAACGUUCUACUGGGCACUUCACAGUGCUAUUUGUGAGACAGUGGAGAAUGCAUUUGCCUAGCAGGGGCGUAAUGUCAUGGACCACGUUGUUGAACUUGUAAGUGGUCUCAUCUAUUCUACCUUGUUGCCUAAUCUAUUUACUGACAUACAGCUCUUGAAUUGUACGUAGUUCUAAUCCAAUGUUCUCUAUUUAGUGGGUGGGUGUGUUGAGAACAAUGCCGGAAGAAGCAGAAUGGUCAAGAACCAACACAUUGCCAACACUCGACGAAUACAUGAGAAAUGGAUAC
Molecule: messenger RNA, 910 nt
Organism: Linum trigynum
Lineage: Eukaryota; Viridiplantae; Streptophyta; Magnoliopsida; Malpighiales; Linaceae
Source: the annotation of a GenBank genome assembly